CCCAUCCAUUGUUCCUUUUGUCUUAAAUGUCGACUCUCCAUCUCACCAUGGGUUUUCUGGAUGCAAAUUCCGCCGUCAACACGUCACUCAGCAGCCCAAACAAACAAGACCACGCCCCUCCAGAGUGGCCAACCGUCCAAGUUCGCGACGACCACAAUCACACAAGACACGCACUCUGGCCGCAUUUGGGCCGAGCUUUGAACUGAUUGUCUCACGUUGAAGUUGGGCGUACCUAUCCGUCAACUUGCUGUCUCUCCAUAGCCAAAACAGGGCCCUCGACUUGAGACAUACGAUGCAAGUAUUUAGGGACCCGAACCUCCCAACCGUCUUCCCGUGAUCCAUGACAGCAGCACCAACUCGAUUCCUGGAUCUCUCAGUCGAUUUCUUCUUCAUUCUCUCUGGAUCAGGUGGCUCGUGGUACGAUCCUUACCUCGAAAUCAAGACACUUGACGACUUAGGCUACCUCAGCUGCAAUCCAUGCGGACUUGUUCAGGCGUGGCACCCCGCAUCAGAACGUAUUGGCCUCUUCGGCCUAUCGCCAGAUCAGCACAGCAUCCGGAGCGGCUUCACAUGGGCAAUACUCUGCUCAUAAACCGCCAGUGAAUCCUACGUUGUAUGUGAUGUCACCCUUGAUUGCUCAAUUUCUUCCUCUGUUCUGUCACUGGGAACGGUUGUCCAGUCCUCAAUUUGUGGCGCCGAGCCCCUGAAGACGCCGCGGGAGUAUCGGUGCUAUCAGAGGGAGCUUGGCGGAAUGGGGUGGAUUAUCUGGAGCUUUGCAUUUUCAGCUAUCAGGCCUCGCCAAGGACAUUGGCUUCACUUCAAACAGCAGCACUGACUUCGGACACAGUUUCUACAAACCUUGGCAACAAAACUUAUUCUGUCCAACCCGAUAUAGUUGAUGGAUAAGGUCCUCCACGCCACCUCCCUCCCGAUCCUGCCUGGCGCCAUCAUGUCAAAAAACGAUGCUCCUGAAGUGGAGCAGCUCUUCAAAGAGAAUGGCCGCCUCUAUCAGGUGUGGCCGAGGGACAGAUAUUUGCUUCCAGCAGAUCAAACUGAGCAAGACCGCCUCGACAUUUUCAGCCAAUUGUUCAAAAUAAUUCUCAAAGAAAAGUUACACACAGAUGCCUCGAGAGUGGAAGAAAAUUCUCAUGUUCUAGAUCUCGGCUGUGGAACCGGCCUCUGGGUCAUACUUAUGGCCCAUGAGCUACAUCCUAAACCAAGCCUUUUCAUAGGGGCGGAUGUUCAAAUGACGCAACCGGAUCUAAUCCCAGCAACAGUCAGAUUCACACCAGCCGACAUCGAAGCACCUUGGACGGACGAGAUGGUUCAACAUGCGCCUUACGACCUGAUAAACUGCAGGUUGAUGAAGGGCGCUAUUCGUUCAUGGCCUGCUCUAUACGAAAAGAUCGCAGCUCACCUGAAGCCGGAGACAGGUGUUUUUGAACAAUUUGAGAUCGACUGGCAGUUCAGGUGUGACGACGGCCCCAUACCGCCAGCUUUAAAACAGUGGUCAGAUGAGGUCAUGCAGGCUAUGGAUCAACAUGGCAUGUCGAUUCGAUGUAACCGCGAAGAAACUCGGUCGAUGCUACUGAACCAUGGGUUCGAUGACGUUCAGGAGCAGGCUAUCGUGCUUCCCAUCAGUAAUUGGGCUGAAGAUGAGCGCGGCCGAGAAAUUGGGCGCUGGUUUAAUCUCGCCCUCAACCACAGCACUCUGCCUAUGUCGCUUGCGCCUCUGUUCCGCGUUAUGAAGAAGACACCUCAAUAUAUCGACGAACUCAACAAGGCUGCAAGCCGGGAGGUAUGCUCUCAGGCGCAUACGGAUGGUGUUUACUGCAUGCUUUAUAUAUGGACUGCCCGGACCAGGCCUUCUCGACGUCGAUGAACCCAAACAUAGGCCAAAAAGACUCGUUUUCAUCCAGCUAGUCAGAUGUCUAUGUCUAACCACCUGUGUGGUUCUAAUCCAGUUAUUAUUCAUGUACUCUUUUCUUAUUUUCUUAUUACUUCUUAUCCUCAUCCUUAGCGUUAUCCCGUAUUUCGCAAGGCUCGCGUGAACAUCAUUCCACUAUGACAUUUUUGUGUCAGUUACCUUACGAUUUCCCUCUUCUUUUCUUGUUCGGCCAUCUUGGGGCAGGAUAUUGGUUUGCAUUGGCUUUUUUUUUGGUGGGGGGGG
Messenger RNA from Pyricularia oryzae 70-15, 2170 nucleotides. RefSeq lists its product as uncharacterized. Bases 899 to 1882 code for a protein of 327 amino acids. The record is from RefSeq and is a predicted model, not a curated record. The transcript has 7 exons. Lineage: Eukaryota; Fungi; Ascomycota; Sordariomycetes; Magnaporthales; Pyriculariaceae. Gene Ontology annotation, molecular function: methyltransferase activity.